AUGCCACUGCCACCGGUCUGGAAUGGCCGCUUCGGCACUAACCCUGGUAAAACGACCCUUUGGUUGCGAACUUCCAUACAUCGAGCAAGAAGGACACGUACACACCAAGUACGAAACCUGUGGUGGUGGAGCCGGCACUCGAGCGAACACCCGCUUAUGAUCGAUGACAACCUCGAGGAACGUAUGAGAAGGCAUCAAAAGAUCAUGAGGUCCAGAUACUCGAAGGCCUUGAAAAGAAAGGCUUUAUGGGAGAGAGAAGACAGCCAUCACUCGCCAUGGGCUGUGCACGGUCGAUUCUGGGGGAGUAGGCAUUGUGCUUACAAGCCGCAGUCCCCAAAUUCUGAUAGACCUACACAAGAUGAAGAGCACGCGCACAAACUUCAUGGUCAAGCUGCUCGCAAGCCCAUACACCAAGGCUUUGAUUCCUUCAAAGCUGCGGUUGACCAUGCCAUUUCAGAAGAUCCAUAUGGAACCCUCUUUGGCCGACGUUGGCGUGGCCAUCCAACCACCGAUCAUUCGACAUGGGAUCCAUUCUCCUGGAUGUUCAAGUCUGGUGCCAUCAAAGAAAACGAUGUAACCGCGUCUAUGAACUCCUCGUCGCACAAGCCGGCGAGUCCGUCAGAUCGGCCGCUAUACUCACCUUCAACCGUCGCGGCUCCUCCACAAGAGACUAAAGCAAAGUCCAUGCUAGGGUCUGAGACGGAGGCGACCAUUGAUAGCGAGGAGGAUUAUGUUUACGACCCGAUCUCAAUGCGGAAGGUCUCAAAGAAGAGGACCAGCGAAGUAUCCGAAGAGAAGAAACCUUUGCUGGAUACGCUGUUCUCAGAACAUGGGGUUGAUAUUCCAGUGAAGGCUUUUAAGCCUCGCAAGGUGUAUGGCUAUGGCACAUCUGAAAAGACUACGGCAAUCUCGUCCUCUGACACAAGCGUGGCGACUCACAAUAAGAGUUCGAGUAGCUCGAGGAAGCAAGAAUUGCGCGAUCUCAUGUCCAGAGCGAAGGGCAACAAUAUAGAUACCACCGCUCAAUUCACUGAGCCAUAUAGCAGUCAUGCGGCAGACGAGAAACAGGAAGGGUUGGAAGCUCCAAAGAGAGUUCGUGAGUCUACCGAGCCAGAUGACAGCACUCCGUUAUUUUCGGGCACUACGUACGAGACCCGUAGUGAGCAACGCAGCAAGCUCGUUACAAAAGAUCAAGACUGGCUGGCGAAAGAAGGGUUUCGGACGCAAAACACCGGAAUUCAACCCCCAAGAAUGGAAGACACAUCUAACGACAUUCCGGUCAAGAAGUACGCCGGCUUCAGACCACAUGUUGACGAAAGCCGUCGGAAUGCCAACGAGACCAGCACUGAAAUUCCUGUCAAAACGUUCGGCCCCAAACUCGAGCCAGCGCUGGAUCGAAUACAGAUAAAUUCCCUCGCAAAGAAGGAAAACAGCAGUAUUAUGUUUGAAACAGCUCUUGAUCGCCGGAACAACACGAACAAGGCAGCAGAGCAGAAGGAAGAAGGCUCAAAACCAGCCAAGGUCUUUAAACCUUCAAUUCCGGCAACCGAGGAAGACAUGGACCUACUGCGAGCCAGCGAUGUGCGUGCGGCCACGCGAACUGCCAGAGUCACGAAGCAGGAGAGUGUUAAUCUCAAGAAAGAAUCAAGGGGAAAACUCGAGGCCGAUUUUGCAGCAGUCCCAAAUGACCAGAAGGACGCCGCCAAGGCAGUUCCUGAGGAUGCCGGCAUUCAAACGAGCAAAUUGAGCAAAAGGCUGGACAAUGUCUGGGACCACAUUCGCGACUAUCCAGAUGGCAUCGUUGCCAAAACACUGAGAUCUGUGGGAACUUUCAACUACAACUACGGUACCUAUCUUCGACAUCUACGCGGAGAAAAGUGGAUGGAUUUGACUAAGAAGCUUAUUUUCAAAGAUGACUCCUUGAGCAAAACGCCUUCGAUCUAUAAAGACAAGCUGCAAACUUCAUUGAAACUUCCUACGCCACCACGUGAAACCACAAAGGCUUUGGAAGAGCGUCGUGAACGCACUGCGGCCUUGAGGGAAGCGACAGUCAGGGCAAAGAACGACUCAGAAAUAACGAAUGCUCAACUCACACGACUCUCUAACGAUAUCAGAGCCGUGUAUGAAAGUGAAUAUGGUCCGAUCGAUAUCAAUCACCGCCAACCUGCACCAGAGACUGAAGUUUUAGAAAAUCUCGCAGCAUCUGCGACUCCAGAUCCUGCACUCAACAAGCAACCGCACCCUCUACUCAGUGCCACUGUGAAGCCAGGGGUCUCCACCAAUCCCGUCAUUGACAAUUAUGUGAGCGACUUUGAGCCCAAGUAUGCCGAGCUUGUGGACGCGACUAAGGCAGUGAGAAGAGAGCUUCACGAAGCAAAGAUGGCAAUCCGUGCAAUCGAGGCCAGAAGACCAGAUAAUGUCUGGAUUGCUCCAGACGCGACAGGGUCGAAUUUUGGCAGGAAGAGAAUCGACUUGAAAGCGCAAGAGGUUGCGGAGGUCAAACCCGCGAUGUCUGAAACUGGAGAUGGUGACCCAGAUGAAGUUGCCGAGAAGAAAGCUACGGGUUGUGCACCAAGCGACCAGACGGAGAGGCACACAGUACCAGAACCGGUCUUUACACCUGCAGGCUCGCCCGUUUGGAACGAUGAACAGAUACCGCCCAUUGAAAGCCUGAGAACGAAGCGUUUUGAUUCGCCAUACCUUAUCCUAGCGUACGACUCUUCGACAGAGAAGGUCGAAAUCUCGCCAAUGAACGAGCCAUCAAAGACAGCAAAGAAAUCGGCGGAUGCCGUGGGCAUUCUGGCAAGGCUCAAGCAUGCCCCAGAGUUUCUCAAACACUUCACAACGCUCAAAAGAGCAGGUUACGCGCUUUUUAAUGGAAGCGAAGACAUACUGAUUUUCAGGAAACAACAACCAGAACUUGUUGCAGGAUCGAAGCCCUUCAGUGGCGCAAGCAGCAGUGAUACAAAGGCGGACUGUAUGCACUCAAGCAAAUCGGCAGCUCCAGUACUGGAUGAGGUGAACGGAAAGACAAAUCCAUCUGGAGCACCAGCACCGCCGUCCCGGCCGUCUGUCAGUAAACAGCCAACCGUCAGGAGGCAAGAGAAUGUCUUCUCCGGCACGAUUCGGCCUAGUGUGGCAGUGGCGUCUUCUAACACCGAGACCAAUGCCCACUCUCCGAAGGAGCAGAAUGACACUUUCUGGAAGCGUUUCACAAGUCGACUGAGGCGAACCUUUUUGACCAUUGCAGCUCUUGGUGGCGGUGCGUAUGUGAUUGGGUUUAUCGCCGAGGGCAUGGGUGCGCAAGCGCAGAAGCAGAACGGAAUUGAGGAUUCUCAAGCUCAAGGACCCAGAAAGCGAAUUGUGAUGACUGGUCAGAGACCGGGAAUUUUCAGCACAGAGAGCUCAAGGUGA
This is a messenger RNA of Exophiala xenobiotica, 3414 nucleotides long. RefSeq lists its product as uncharacterized. The transcript has a single exon. The record is from RefSeq and is a predicted model, not a curated record. Bases 1 to 3414 code for a protein of 1137 amino acids. Lineage: Eukaryota; Fungi; Ascomycota; Eurotiomycetes; Chaetothyriales; Herpotrichiellaceae.